Plasmodium reichenowi is the source of this 5490-nucleotide messenger RNA. RefSeq names its product kinesin-7, putative. The record is from RefSeq and is a predicted model, not a curated record. Gene Ontology annotation, molecular function: microtubule motor activity; microtubule binding; ATP binding. NCBI's taxonomy places the organism in Eukaryota, Apicomplexa, Aconoidasida, Haemosporida, Plasmodiidae. Gene Ontology annotation, biological process: microtubule-based movement. The transcript has 3 exons. Bases 1 to 5490 code for a protein of 1829 amino acids.
AUGGAAUUAAAUAAAAAUGAAGAUAUAAAUAAAAUAAAUUUGGAUGGUAUACAAGUUGAGUCUUCCUCAAAAGAGGAAGCCAUUAGGGUUUGUACUCGUAUAAGGCCCUUGUUUGAGAAAGAAAUUAACAAAGGACACUUGAAGGCUUGGAAAAUGAACGAAACGGAUAUGCACUUAAUUAUAGAUCCCCCGUCCAUGACAGAAAUGUUAAAUGCAAGGGUUGCUAAAAAAGGAAAUAAAAUAGAAUUAAAAAAAAAUGUGGAAAAGAGUGAAGGACAAAAAGCUGUUAUUCAGCGUCAUUAUGCAUUUGAUAGAUGUUUCGACGACUAUGUUGGAAAUGAUGAGGUUUACAAACAUUUAGCAAGAGAUAUCAUUCUGGAUACAUUUAAAGGAAUUAAUGGGUGUAUUUUGGCGUAUGGACAAACCGGUUCAGGAAAAACGCACAGUGUCAUGGGUAUUCCAGAUGAUCCAGGUAUGUUACCAAGAUCGUUAGCGGAAUUUUUUAAUGGUAUUGAAAAUCCAUCUUCAUUAAACGAAAACAAUAUAAACAUUGGUGAUGAUGAUGGGCACUCAAAUGAGAGUAACAAUAAUAAUGAUAAUAAUAAUACAAAGGAGUUUUUAAUGAGUGUGACUUAUUUGGAGGUAUAUAUGGAACGAGUAAAUGAUUUACUACAAGAAGGCUAUAGAGGUGGUGCUACCGAAAAUUUAGAUGUUAAGGAAGACCCCAAAAGAGGAUUUGUUGUUAUAGGUAUUCAAGAAGAAACUGUAACUUCUAUAGAUGAAGUUAUGCUUCUGGUAGCAAAAGCAGAACAAAGAAGACAUAUAGCGCAAACAAAUUUUAAUGAAACAUCAUCUAGAUCCCACACAAUAUUUACAGUAAUAUUAGAAUCGAAUCAAGUAUUAAAUGAUGGAACAUCUAUUAAUAAAAAAGGAGAAUUAAAAAUUGUAGAUUUAGCUGGUAAUGAAAGAGCAGGAAGAGCGGCUGAAGGGAUAGAAAAUUCCAAAACUCUUAUGGAAGAAGGAAAAGCAAUAAAUAAAAGUUUAUUUGUUUUAAGUGAAGUUAUAUCAAAACUAUCUAAAAGAGCUCAAACUAUAAUAGCAGGUGAUGAAAAAAAAAUUAAAAGGAUUCAAGAGGAUUUGGUUUUUAUUCCAUGGAGAGAUUCAAAAUUAACUAGAAUUUUGAGUAAAAGUUUAGGAGGGAAUUGUCGUGCAUCUGUUAUUGUUGCUGUCCAUCCAUCUCAUUUUUAUUUGGAUACGUCAUUUUCUACUCUUCGUUUUGCUUUAAAAUGUAAAACAAUAAAAAAGAAAAUAGAAGUGAAUUAUUUAUCAGCUGAGCAAUCUGUUAUUAUGCAACAAAAGGAAUUAAUAGCAAAGUUACAAAAUCAAUUAAAACAUUUAGCAACAACUAAAAAUGUAGAUAUGCAACUUAGUGGAGGAGGAGAUAAUAAAUAUUCUACAAAUCGUAAACCAGAAGAUGAUGAAAAAAUAUUAGCAUUAAAACAUGAAUUAGAAGAAAAAGUAAAAAAAUUUCAAAAUUUUAUAUUAAAAUCAGAAUUUCAUGUUAAUUCUAGUAAUUAUCGGGCACUUCGUUCAAUUGAUGAACAUACAGAAAAGUCUUUAAAAUAUUCUAUAUCUAUUUCAGCAAAUAUGAAAAAUGAAUAUAAUUGGUUAAGAUCUUUAGAUACUAAUGAAUAUGAUACCAAGUGGGACGGCUUCGAUAAAUAUGAUGAUCAGAAUGCUAAAGAAAAAUUUAAUAUAUCUAAAGCUAUGGAUUAUUUAAAAAAUAAAUCACCAUAUAAAUUGAAUUCUUCCGAAAUGAGUGAUAUAUUAUCAAAUGGAUCUCAGAAGGAUGAUUCUAUAUCAUUGAAUUAUUAUAAUGAGUUGGAUGAAUUAGAAAAACUCGAAAAAAAUGAACUAAUGAAAAGAGAGAAAAAAAGGAAAGAAAACAACAAAGAAAAGGAUCGAGAUAGAGAAAAAAUGGAUGCAAGGAGUGUUGUUUCUAAUAAGGUCUAUGAUGAUAUAACUAAAUUAAAUAUUAUUGAAAAUAAUAAUUUUAAUGAAAAUAAGGAUAAGUUUCAUUUGAAAAGGAAGGAAACAAAGAAGAAACAAAAAAUGCAGAAAAGAAUUAAUAACAUGAUGGAUUACAUGACAAAGGGCACUUUAUUAUUUAAGAAAAGUACAAAGUUGAAGAAUAAAAAUAAAAAAAAAAAAUUAACAAACAAUAAUAUAAAUAUUAAUGAUGAUAAUAUUAAUGAUGAUAAUAUAAAUGGUGAUAAUAUAAAUGGUGAUAAUAUUAAUGAUGAUAAUAUAAAUGGUGAUAAUAUAAAUGGUGAUAAUAUAAAUGGUGAUAAUAUAAAUGAUGAUAAUAUAAAUGGUGAUAAUAUAAAUGAUGAUAAUAUAAAUAAUAUCGAUUGUGCUUUUAAUACAAAAAAGAUAACAAAGAAAUAUAAAAAAAAAAGUAAAAUAAAUAAAACACAGCAAAUUUGUAGAGAUAAGGACAUGUAUGAGACUUCAUCUAUUACGCAAAAUACUGUUGAAGAAAAAAGAGAUAAAGAUAUUUUAAAAGAAAAAGGUGAAUCUCCAUUUCAAUCUUUUGAUAAUAAUAUAAAUGACACUAGUAAUGUACUUAUAAAAUCCAUUUCUUCUUCUGUAAAGUUUCUUUCUUCAAAAGAAAGAUAUAAUAAUAACCAAAAAAGAAAAUCCAUCAUAUCAAAUUUGAAGGAAAAGAUAGAAGAGGAUUUAAAGAAAAAAAAAAAAAUUAUUAAUAGAAAUGUGGAACUUAAUAAACAAAUAAAGUUUAUAAUGAAACUUAUGCAAAAGCUUGGACUUAGUGCAAUAUUAACAGGAACAGUUCCUCCAGGACGAAACAUAGAAAACGUUUUAAAAUUACAGGAAAAUUUAAAAGACGACUUAAGACUUGCAGAAUAUAAUAAAAAAUCAACAAAUGUAUUAGGACUAAAGAAGAAAGGUAUUUAUAAUGAAAAUAACGAUGGUAAUGAAAUAGAUGAGGAAUAUAAUACAAAAAAUGAUAAUAUGGAGAAUACAUUACUAAAUUGUACAUUAGACGAAAAUGAAAAUGACACAGAAUAUAAUGAGACUAUAUCACAUGUAUUUAUAAAUGAAAUGUUUUUUUCCUUUGUAUUAAGAAUACAGCAGAAGUAUUUUAACAAGGGUGAUUCAUUAAAUGAUAUAGAAGAAAUAUUAAAGAAUGAAGAAGAUCCAUAUGAUAUAUCUAAAAAGGCUUUAGAGGAAAUACUAGGAUGUACUCUAGCAAAUAAAGUAAGUAAUAUGGAAGAAAAAAAUUGUAUUAGUAAACAAAUAAAGGAUGAAAAAAAUAAGAAAACAAUCGAUUCAAUUUUAAAUAUGUUAACACCUUGGGAACAAAAAAUAUUGGCUCUUUUAUAUGAACAGCAAAAAAUGAGACAGAAUGUACAGAAAAUUAAGGAGAAGUUUUCGCAACGUAUUCAGAAUAUAAAUAUCUUUAUCAAAAAAAUAUUGAUUGACAAAAUUGAGGUGGAAAAGCAUUUGAAUAGAGUAUUAAAAGCAACGGAGAACUAUAAAGAGGAUUUAUUAAAAACUUCUGAUGUAGAUUCGAAUUUCAAAUUUGCUGGUUUAAUGAAAAAGUUAGAGGAAUUAUCCAUAUCCUUGGCUGAAAAAAAUAGAGAUUUCAACGUAUUGGCAGAGUUCCAUUUGAAUUUGAGAAAAACGCUUGAACAUAAGGAUAUUUUAAUUAAGGAACUGAAGGAGGAAAAUAAAUUAUUUUAUUUAGUUCCGAGGUAUAAUGAACUAUUGCAGCAGUUGGAUGAAACGGAGGAGAGUGUAACUAUUGGUGAUCAGAAAGAAGGGCAUAUUUCGCAAGAGGAUAUUGAAAGUAGGGUUCAUUUGAAUGACAAUAAUAUAGGUGAUGUCAACAAAUGUGAUGGUAAUAUAGAUGAUGUCAACAAAUGUGAUGGUAAUAUAGAUGAUGUCAACAAACGUGAUGGUAAUGUAGAUGAUGUCAACAAAUGUGAUGGUAAUAUAGAUGAUGUCAACCAAUGUGAUGGUAAUAUAUAUGAUGGUAAGCAUAAGAAUAUAGCAAUAAAGGAGUUAAAAAAAGAAUUCCUUUUAAUGUAUGGCAGAUUAAUGUUUUCCAGAAAGAAACUACAGGAAAAAGAAGUUAUAGAACAUGAUAUGAGAAAUUUAAAUAAAAAGAUUUACACAGAAUUAGUAGAAUCCAUAUCUGUUAUAAAAAAUUUAGAAUCUCAGAACAAAUUCUUAGAAUUUAAAUUGAAUAUGGAAAAUAAAAAAAAGUUGGAGAAAAUUAAAAAACUAGUAAAGGAAAAGGAAAAAUUGAAUAAAUUUAUACAUGAAAUAGAAAAAAGGUUACAAAAUGAAAAUAUCGAUUUCGAGGAUGUGAAAAAAGAAAUUCUUGUUAAUAAUAAUAUGUCAGAAAAUAAUUUAGAAAGUCAAGAUGAUGAAAAUGAACAUAAAGAUUUUAUAGAAAAAUUAGAAAAUGAGGGAAACAGUAAAAAUACAAAAAAAGGAAAAAAGAAAAAAAACAAACUAAAAAUAAAAAUAAAAAAAAAAAAAGAGGAAAAUGAAGGAAGGAACAAAAUCAAAAAUUAUAUGAAAGAGAAAAGAGUAAACAAAAAUGGAAAUAAUCAAAAUGAAUAUGAUCAUAAUGAUGAGGAAACAUUUGAUCAAAGGAAUGUAAAUAAAAAUGAUGAUAGUGAAAAUCAAAAAAUAUAUUAUGAUGAAAAUAUUAAUUUUUCUAAAGACCAAAAUUAUAAUCGUAAGGAAUAUACAAAUAAUGACUAUAAAUUUAAGAACCGUUUCCGAAAUAAUAUAUUAAAUGCAAAAAUAGAUUCAAAUCUUAAAAAAAAGAAAAAGAUCAAAAUAAAAAAAAAUAUAUCUGAAGAAAAAAUAAAAUUAAAUAGUUUAUAUGAAGAUAGCCAUAGUGGAUUAUUUGUAGGCAAAUCAAACAAAUAUCAAAUUGAUGAGAGGAAAAAAAAAAAAAUUAUAAAAAAUAAGAUAGCUACGAAGAAUAUACGAGCAGUCGAUGGAUAUCAUGGACAACAUAUUAUGCCUGAUAAGUAUUUAUCAAGUAAUAGUAUAAUUAACCAAAAAUUAAUGAAAAACAAAAAGAGAAUAAAAAAUAAAAAAUAUAUACCACCCCUCGCUGGAGAACAAAAAAGUUUUCUGGAUUCUCUAAGGUCUAGAAAUAGUGUAAUGAAAAAGAACAAGAAGAAAAAAAAAAAAACAAAAAUAAUAGAUAAAGGAAAGACAAAGAGAAAUGUAGAAAAAAAUGAACCAUCUGAAGAAAAUCAACACCAAGGAAAUAAUAAUAAUAAUAAUAAUAAUAAUAAUAAUAAUAAAGAAGAAGAAAAGGGAAAAGAAAUGUGGGAAGAAGAAAAAUAUAACUCUUCCUCUACUGAUUUUGAAAAUAAUGAAGUUCGUCAAAUGUUAGAUGUGGAAAUUGAAAAAAAAAAAAGUAAUCAAAUGUUACAUUAA